Messenger RNA from Calypte anna (Anna's hummingbird), 1053 nucleotides. RefSeq names its product transcriptional repressor p66-beta-like. Gene Ontology annotation, cellular component: NuRD complex. The record is from RefSeq and is a predicted model, not a curated record. Lineage: Eukaryota; Metazoa; Chordata; Aves; Apodiformes; Trochilidae. Gene Ontology annotation, biological process: negative regulation of transcription by RNA polymerase II.
CCCGGCGCCCCCGGCCCCCAGGGCGGCGUCCCCCGAGCCAGGAUGGACAGGAUGACGGAAGACGCUCUGCCGCCUCAACCUCCUGAACGCAGCUUGGACCAAGCGGAUGAGCAGGACGUCCUGGCCAAGAGGUUGAAGAUGGAAGGGCACGAGGCGAUGGAACGCCUGAAGAUGUUGGCCUUGCUGAAGAGGAAAGACCUCUCGGGCUUGGAGGUGCCUCACGAGCUCCCGGUGAAACAGGACGGGGUGAAAGUCUACGAGGAAAAGCUGAACGGGAGCCUGAGGCCCCAUGGGGAGGGGAGGACUGCGGGGAGGCCGGGCAAGGAGAACAUCAACGACGAGCCGGUGGAUAUGAGUGCCAGGAGAAGUGACCAGGACAGAGGCCGAUUGACCCCCUCCCAAGACAUCAUUGUCCUCUCUGAUAACGAAGCCUCCAGUCCCCGCUCCAGCUCUCGCAUGGAGGAAAGACUCAAAGCAGCAAACUUAGAGAUGUUUAAGGGUAAAAGCAUUGAGGAGAGACAGCAGCUGAUCAAACAGCUGAGGGAUGAGCUCCGACUGGAGGAAGCCAGGCUGGUCUUGCUGAAGAAACUGAGGCAAAGUCAGCUGCAGAAGGAGAACGUGGUACAGAAGACUCCGGUUGUCCAGAACGCGGCGUCUAUUGUCCAACCAUCUCCUGCUCACGUGGGACAGCAGGGACUGUCCAAGCUUCCCUCCAGGCCUGGAGCUCAGGGGGUUGAGCCUCAGAAUUUAAGGACAUUACAGGGUCACAGUGUCAUUAGGUCAGCCACAAACACGACCCUGCCCCACAUGCUGAUGUCCCAGCGUGUGAUCGCUCCAAACCCUGCCCAGCUCCAGGGCCAGAGGGUCCCCCCCAAACCCGGCCUCAUCCGCACGACAACUCCAAGCAUGAAUCCAGCCAUCAACUACCAACCGCAAUCAAGUCCUUCAGUUCCUUGCCAGCGGACAUCCUCUUCAGCCAUCUACAUGAACCUUGCCUCUCACAUCCAACCCGGCACCGUCAACCGGGUCUCCUCCCCCCUCCCCAGCCCCAGU